Molecule: messenger RNA, 2669 nt
Organism: Canariomyces notabilis
Lineage: Eukaryota; Fungi; Ascomycota; Sordariomycetes; Sordariales; Chaetomiaceae
Exons: 3
Coding region: 303-2432 (709 amino acids)
Biological process (GO): phosphatidylinositol dephosphorylation
Cellular component (GO): endoplasmic reticulum
Molecular function (GO): phosphatidylinositol-4-phosphate phosphatase activity
Source: RefSeq, a predicted model, not a curated record
CAGCUGAUAAGAUUAGGUGCACUUGGCACGCUAAUUGCCAGCCGGCAGCGGCAGACAAUUGCGCCACUCUUGCUGCGCCAGCUAACUAACGUGAGGCCAGCAAUUACACUACGCCUCUUGUUGGUGGAUGGUCAGAGUCUCGAGAUGAGAAAAUGCCAUAGCCGCAGGUUUCAACACCCAGAUGAAAUGAAAUUAUUUCAACUGGAAGUGCUCGUGUAAUGCUGCAAUUGACGAACUCCAACUCCCCCCCGUGAAAUCCCCUUUUUUUCCCGCCGCCCACAGCGUUGGCGGUGCUCAGAACCAUGGCGCUGCCCUUUCGCGACAUCAACGUCCAAACAGCUUCCGACUCGUACAUCUUCUCCUCGCCCUCGAGUCCCAAUGCGCCGGCCCUGGCUGUCGACCGCCCGACGGGCGAUAUCAGGCUCGUCGAUGCCUCCCUUCUGGCUGGAAAGCGCGUCUCUCGCGUGACGAGCAUUGCUGGUAUUCUGGGCAUGAUAAGGCUGCGGCUUGACAAAUACAUUGUCGUCAUAACCAAGGCCCAGCCCAUGGGCCGCCUUCGCGGACACAUGGUGUACAAGAUCAUCGCAACCGACAUCCUUCCCCUGCGCGAGCGCCAGGUCCGCGACCCCGACGAGGACCGCUUCCUGGAGUUGCUGCGUGGUUUUCUUAAGUUGGGCAACAUGUACUUUUCAUACUCGGUCGACCUCACAAACAGCUUUCAACGCCAGGCGCAACAGGAUGCCGGGAGUCCGCUGUGGAAGCGCAGCGAUGACCGCUUCUUCUGGAACCGCUUUCUCCAGACCGACUUGAUCAACUUCCGCUCGCUCGGCAGCCGCGGCCAGCCCGCACCCCAGCCUGGCAUCGACCCCUAUAUCCUCCCCGUCAUCUUUGGCAUGCUCGAGAUUCACCCAACCACAUUCAAGGGCACCCCCUUAACGUUAGCUCUGAUAACAAGGCGAUCCCGACACCGCGCCGGCACGCGCUACUUCACCCGCGGUCUUGAUGACGAGGGACAUGCCGCCAACUACAACGAGACGGAGCAGAUCCUGGUGCUCAACGACAGCACCGCGGGGCUUGGCGGUUUCUCGGGAAGUGCCGACCCGGGUUUGCAGCGGAGCAAGGCGGGCGAGGGCAAGGAGAUGCAGAUCCUGUCGUACGUCCAAACCCGCGGGAGCGUGCCGGCGUACUGGGCCGAGAUCAACACGCUCAAGUACACGCCCAAGCUGCAGAUCCGUGCCGCCGAGGCGGCGUAUCCAGCCGCCAAGGCGCAUUUCGAGGAGCAGAUCCGCAUCUACGGCGACAACUAUCUUGUCAACCUGGUCAACCAAAAGGGCCGCGAGAUGCGUGUCAAGCAGGCCUACGAGCAGGUGGUCGAGAUGCUCGUGUCCAAGCCCAAGGAACAUACCCAGGCCGACCAGCGGACGGAGGAAAAGUUCCACACGAUCGAGACGGGGGGCCCACAGCGCUCCCUGUUUGACCGGCUGCACUACAUCUACUUUGACUUCCACGCCGAGACCAAGGGCCUGCAGAUGCACCGCGCGCAGCUGCUCAUCGACCGCAUGCGCGAGGCGCUCGUGGCGCAGCAGUACUUCCGGGCCGGCGACGCGCCCGGGAGCCGCGUCGUGGCCGACGGCAACCGGCUCGAGGUGCGCAGCCUACAGACAAGCGUAGUGCGCACCAACUGCAUGGACUGCCUGGACCGCACCAACGUGGUGCAGAGCAUGCUCGCGCGCUGGACGCUCGACCGCAUGUUUAUAGACCUGGGCCUGCUCUCCCCCGGUUCUCGCUUCGCCGACGAGGACCCAGCCUUUGAGCUCCUGUUCCGCAACAUGUGGGCCGACAACGCCGACGUCGUCUCCAAGACGUACUCGGGCACGGGCGCCAUGAAGACGGACCUCACCCGCACAGGCCAGCGCACGAGAGCCGGCGCCCUGCAGGACGCCAACGUCGCCAUCACCCGCUACUGCCGCAACAACUUCCUCGACGGGCCCCGCCAGGACGCAUUUGACCUGUUCCUCGGCGCCUACCAGCCCCCGCCCGCCGGCGGCAUCGGCCUGGGCCUGGUCUUUGCCGAUCGCCGCCCCGUCUGGAUCCAGAGCGUGCCCUACAUUGCCGCUUUUGGCUUCUUCUUCGUGCUUGUCGCCAUGUACACCCCGAGGCUGCCCGACUCGGCUGUCUGGCCGCUGCGGCUGUUUAUCUUUUUCUGGACUGCUGUCACGGCGUGGUGUAUACAUUUCAUCUUCACCCACGGCAUGCUCUACGUCAACUGGCCCAAGUUGAACCCACGGCCGUGGGCGACCGAGGGGUAUCACGAGACCAUCAGCCGGGUGCGUAAAGACAAGAUUUUAGGCCCGCUCGUCGCCCGGCACGAGCGCGGGCUCAGCACGGCAAGGUAUAUCAAUGCCGAGGAGGGCAAGAAGAGGAUCGAGUAGAUUGCCUUUUCAGUAAUCAUCUUACUUCGCUUUGCUUGACUGUGUUGUUGUCUAGAGCCCGGUUAGUACAGACAACGGUCCUUUUGGUUUCUGCAUUGGCGCGGCUUGGUUUUCGGGUGUGACUGCACCGCUUGUAGAAGGUAUAUAUACACUGCGUUCGGCCUGCUUGUUUUAAUAGACUAUGUGUUUGCAUCCAGGAGAAUUACCCGAUUCAAUCCAUCUCCCUGCGAAGCCGCU